Molecule: messenger RNA, 492 nt
Organism: Anisakis simplex (herring worm)
Lineage: Eukaryota; Metazoa; Nematoda; Chromadorea; Rhabditida; Anisakidae
Source: the annotation of a GenBank genome assembly
AUGCUUGGAAACGAUGCGCAUCACAUAUCGUCUGAUUUCGGUCCUUUAUUCCACUACCAGUAUCGUUUGAUACUGAUCGGUGAUUCUACAGUCGGAAAGUCUAGUUUGCUGAAAUACUUCACCGAAGGAAAGACCGCCGAGAUUAUCGACCCUACAGUUGGUGUGGAUUUUUAUGCGCGUAUGAUUGAGAUCAAACCAGGAUAUCGCGUAAAAUUGCAAUUAUGGGAUACAGCCGGGCAAGAGAAAUUCAGGUCAAUAACGCGUUCGUAUUAUCGUAACUCAGUUGGUGUGAUCGUUGUCUAUGAUAUUUCAAAUCGUGAAACGUUUGAGCAUGUUGCACAAUGGUUGAAUGAGGCUGAAGCAAAUGUUGGUGGACCGCAGCCGGGACAGUGUGUAUUCCAAUUAGUGGGGCAUAAGGCUGAUUUGAAUGCCGAAAGACAGGCUGGUUUUGUUUGCUUCGUUCGAAGUUGCUUGCUUGAGUUCGGCAACUAA